Molecule: messenger RNA, 2717 nt
Organism: Drosophila gunungcola (fruit fly)
Lineage: Eukaryota; Metazoa; Arthropoda; Insecta; Diptera; Drosophilidae
Exons: 2
Coding region: 44-958 (304 amino acids)
Source: RefSeq, a predicted model, not a curated record
CUUCAACCUGGCACCCCGGAGGCAUCGGCUGUACUUCUGCGCCAUGUCCGAUAUCAAGUUCGUCCAGGUUGUGCUGUGCUGUGUGCCACUGCUGCUGGCCGCCGGCGUAUCAGCCAACCCCGGCUUUGAGGACCUCCGCCGCAGCCCGGACAUGGAGGCAAAGGACAGCGAGGUGGACACCACGGGAGUGCUGGACCCGGCGCAACACAAGCUGAUGAACUACCAGAAGCCCCCCCUUGGAUACAAGGACUACGAGUACUUCCUGGCUCCGCGUCGAACGGGAGAUCGAGAUCGGGAUCUCUAUGCUGCCGACAACGAGUUGGGUGCCACCUCAGCACUGAAGAUACACGGAGACGGCAAUCUGGCGGCUCUGAACAGGCCAGUCAGUGGCAUCGUGCCCAAGGCCCUGCCCUGGUACGGCGACUACUCUGGCAAGCUGUUGAACAAUAUGCCCACAUACCCCUCCAGGUCCUAUGAUCCCUACAUCCGCCGAUACGACCGAUUUGAUGAGCAGUAUCAUCGUAACUAUCCGCAGUACUUUGAGGACAUGUACAUGCAUCGACAGCGCUUCGAUCCGUACGAUAGCUACAGUCCCCGGAUACCACAGUACCCGGAUCCGUACGUAAUUUAUCCGGACCGUUACCCGGACUCGCCGUCAGCCAGGGACUAUGCGAAAAUGCGUCGCGGAUACAUCGAUGAGCCCAUGGCGCCGAUCGAUUUCUACGGCACUAGCAAGUACGGCUUUUCCAAGCAGUCGGAUCUGCCUUUUCCGGCUAUACCGCCUCGUAACGAGCGGAUCGUGUACUAUGCCCACCUGCCGGAGAUUGUGCGAACACCUUAUGAUACUGCGGCCCCGGAGGAGCGUAACUCUGCUCCGUACAAGCUGAACAAGAAAAAAAUUAAAAUCAACCAGCGACCUUUGGCGAAUAAUGGUACAACCUAUAAGAUGACGUUGUAGAGGUCUCUUAGAAACUAAGACUUUUUUUUUUGUAUUCAUUAUUCGACAGCAUUUGUAUCUGACACCCAUAAAGCUAAGCACCAAGUUCAGCGUUUGGAUAUUUUUUAACUGUAUGCAAUCACGACAUUAAAUUAAAAAUUCAAUCAACUCCCAUUAAAAACUACCCGAGUUCAGGGUCUAACAUCAAAUGCCGAUUGGCGAAACAAAGGUCGAUGACGACCUUUAAAAUUAAACCAAAAAGAACGCUAUAGACGAGUUCCCCGACUAUCAGAAAACUCAAAUUAAAUAAGCCACUAGAAAUCAAUCGGGUAUUAGGUGGCGCCAUCUGCCGAACUGCAGGGUCAGCACUACAAGCAAAGAGCGAGAAGUACCCCUGGCGCCCGCUAAAUGAAACGAACUAAAAACAAGAGAGAAAGUACACUUCGGCAAGCCGAAGUUUAAUGUCCUUUCAGCCAUUGCCAAAAUCAAAUAUUCCUUAAAACAUCUAAAUUUUGUUUUAUAUGCGUGUAUGUUUAAAAACAUUUAAUCGAUGAUGAUUAAAAACAUUUGAGCGAUUCCGAUUUUCGGCUCAUUUAUUCGGUGGUUUUCUAUGUAUUGCUUAAAGUUGCUAAAAAUGAUGUAAAAACUGCCAAAAAAAUGCUAAAUCGUUAAAAUUUUCUUUUUCAACAUAUAUUUGUAAACUUUGCCCAAUUUAAUAUUUGCAGCAGCUUUACAAGCUGAAAACUGCUCCACAGUGUUUGGCAAAUUGAAGGCAUAGUGCCUGUUCCUGUUCCUCCGUUUUUGUGGACUUACGAACAAAAGGCAAAGUUUAUUUUUGCGUAAAUGCGCCCAUCGCAACCACAUGUUUAUUUUGAGCCGGCGUGGUGACGAACAUCAUAAAUUUUUGUACAUAUUGCGGACUUAAAACACGCACAGCAUGUAUGUAUCAGUGCAGUCCUUGCAAAUCCAUUGCUUGAACUCCCCAUCAUUACAUUAACUUCUGGCAUCUUAACGCAAGCUCACAACACAGCAAAAGAGUGACUUGCUGUGAACCAUUUUUAAUUGUCAUUUGUGCAAUCAAUUUAAAAAAGGUGUAAAAAAGGCAAAAAUGGAAACGAAAAAUAAAAAAUUGAUUGAGGGUGAGGCUUAAUACAUAACCCAGUAACAUGCACCCAGCAUUGCAUCGGGAUUCGGCUCCGAAGUUCAACACCCCAAAUUGCCGGUACCCUUCUUUCAUGAUAUUUGUCCACAAAAAUUCUUCAUUAUCAAAUGUCCAAAAAUUCCACAUCCUUAAGCAAGCGCCUCCUGCUGAUCAAGACCAGGACGUUCGCCAAAUGGAUUUAACGGAGAAGAACUACAAUACCGCAUGGGAUCUUAUUGUAAAACAUUUCAAUAAUCCCCGCCUGUGAUUCAUUCAUCACAUGAACGCUUUGUUCGUCUUGUCAGUCAUAACAAAGGAAAGCUUUUUGGACAUCAAACACAUGCUCAACAUGACCAACAUGACCAAUGUCUGCAUCAACGAGUUCACUCGUCUCAAGAUCGCCAUCCAGUCAAUGUUUUUAAACAUAUAUGCAAGUAAAUCAUAAUUUAAUGAGUUUUAGAAUUUUUAAUUUUUGAAAUAGUUGCAAGGGUAUAUGAACUUCGGCUUGCCGACGUUGGCUUCCUUUCUUAUUUAAGAUAUUUUAAAAGAAGUUUUUUUUCGCAUUUUUCAAUUUAUAGUGGAGAUUUAAAAAAUGCCAUAUUUAGCAGAGCAAUGGACUUUACUAAAAAAAAAAGUGGA